UAUCAUCGGACUUGAUUCGCGAUAAGCUACGCCAUGCCGCUAGUAAUCUUAUCAAUGAGUGAUAACAGUUAUAAGUGUCAGUGAGUUAUGUGCUCUUCGCAUCGUUGGUACUUGUGCCACGACAGGUAACAGCUCCUGUGAUCAGUUGGCACGUCUUACAAUACUGUUUGCUUUAGUGAGUGACCAUGACUCCGAAACAUCUAUGCCUAUUGUUACUGGCUCUUGUUGGAGUUUGCUUUGUCACAGCUCAAAGUGAAGAUGAGCUACAAAUUCCGGUAGAAAAUGACAACCAGUUCCCACCCGACAACCAUUCUGACGUUAUAGAAGGUAGCGGAGAUGGGGUCAUUGAAGAACCAGACGAGUCUGUCGGACAAACCACUGAAGCUGUCCCACCGCCCAUAGAACACAUUGAACCAAAAACAUUCCUAGACGAAUUAGGAGCUGCAGCACCAUCCGAAGGAGAAGAUCUUUGUCCGCAGCCGUGCGUGUGUCACGUUGAGGGAUCUUCCACAGAUUUUAUCGUCGAUUGUUCUGGUUAUGAAUUAACCGAAUUUCCGACCCCAAUCAGCGAGAAAACUACCAUACUCAAUGUGCAAAAGAACAAAUUAACAGAAAUACCUAAGUCAAUAUCAACGUUGAAAAACUUAAAGGUUUUAAAUGCUAACGACAAUAGCAUUAUGAGUGUGGAUUCAGGUUCUGUCAGCGAGCUUCCGGCCUUAGUCACACUGAAACUAGGAAACAACAGACUGAUUGACUACCCUAGUGACCUGAAGAACAGCUUUGGAUUAAUCAAACUGGAGGAACUUGAUUUAGGAGGCAAUGACAUGAGAACGCCAUUAACAUCGGACCAAUUUUCUAAGUUUGAAUCACUACGAAAACUAAUACUACCAAUAUCUACUCCGGAGCUACCCCAAGAUUUAUGUGAUGCAUUACCGAAAACUUUGGAAACAGUAUGCACUGGAACAUGUGACUCUGAGGUGUUUGAAUGCCGCGACGAGGAAAACGAUAUGACGGAUGAUGAGCUGCCUGUACUGCCAGGUGCUUUAUUGCUGCCUACUGAAAGCGAAGAAAAUGCUGAUCCAGUUGUAAACACUCCUGAAGUAAAUACUGAAACAAAUGAUAACACUAACAGUAAAACAAAUGUUUCCCCGGCAGACACCGAAGGUAAAACUGUUGCACCUGUAGAAUUUUCUUUCCGAUCUGCAAUUAACAAACAACCUAGUGAUGAGAUAGCACCAUUCAAUUCUAUUGUCGAGGCACCUAAAGAUAUUUCGAGCUCUACUGAAGAACCAGUAAAAUAUGGUGCUACAACCAUAGCUACAAAGACUGGAGGCGUAGACAAAAGUAUUAUUGGUUUAGUGGUCGCUGGGAUGGUGGUAAUAGUGGCUGGAAUAACAAUUAAAAAGAAUUGGAGCUCUAUUAAAAAACGUUUUAGCUCUAACAACCCAACACCCAACGAACGCAAUGGAAUUAAUGCAAAUGGUACACCUGAAGAAGUACCCCUACAGGAUAAAUCACCUGUUUAAAUAAUCAAGGUAUAAUAAAGUUAUUUAUACAAUAUUAAUGUGCCAAUGACUCGAUGAGGAGUAGUUUUGAUCUGAGAGAUAUAGUUUUUUCCACAAAAGUAUAUUUUCUGAAGGAUGUUCAUGAAUGUUAACUGCAUAUUACAUAAACCUUGGGCACAUAAUUUGUUAAAGUUAAGUUAUAACAAGAAGAAAAUGUUUCGAUAAAAUAAAUUAGACAAUAGGCUAAUGGAAGGUUUUACAAAAACAUUUAUACAUUU
Ostrinia furnacalis (Asian corn borer) is the source of this 1783-nucleotide messenger RNA. RefSeq lists its product as uncharacterized. NCBI's taxonomy places the organism in Eukaryota, Metazoa, Arthropoda, Insecta, Lepidoptera, Crambidae. The record is from RefSeq and is a predicted model, not a curated record. The transcript is spliced from 4 exons. Bases 186 to 1526 code for a protein of 446 amino acids. Gene Ontology annotation, cellular component: plasma membrane. Gene Ontology annotation, molecular function: protein binding.